Molecule: messenger RNA, 6005 nt
Organism: Lampris incognitus (smalleye Pacific opah)
Lineage: Eukaryota; Metazoa; Chordata; Actinopteri; Lampriformes; Lampridae
Product: LON peptidase N-terminal domain and RING finger protein 3-like
Exons: 12
Coding region: 39-2450 (803 amino acids)
Biological process (GO): protein ubiquitination
Molecular function (GO): ubiquitin-protein transferase activity; protein binding
Source: RefSeq, a predicted model, not a curated record
CUCACUCAUCCUUCUCUCCAUGGAGAAUUUUAUCAUUAAUGACUGGCUCGGUGCACGCUGCUGUGGCCAGGACAUGUCUGCUCCCCGGCGCACUUUACCAGACAGCCAUUCCCACCGAGCAGCAGCGAAGUGAUCCGUUCGAGACGUUCGUCAUGGGGACGGAGAGUGAAAGUAUGCUGCAGCUCGCGGCGGAGGCUUUCCAGUCGAAAAACUUCGACUUGGCGGCGGACAUCUACCAGUGCCAGCUCGGGGGGCUCGGCAGCCCGGGCGGCCGGCUGGUGCUGAUGGUGAAGCGGGCCGACGCGCUGGCGUACGGCGGCAAACUCGCCGAGGCUUUCAGCGUCUACCGGCAAGCCUCGGAGAUAGAGAGGCUCCGACCAGCGCACCUGGACAACCUGUUAGACUACCUGAAGAAUAACGUCCGGAGGAGAGAGGGCGAGGAGACGGGAAGACCGGGUGACGGCGGCGGCGGAGGAGGAGGAGGAGGAAGCGAAGCGUUCUCCUGCGGGAUGUGCUUGGGCUUUCUGGCCGAGCCGGUCACCCUGCCCUGCGGACACUGCUUCUGCGCCAAGUGCCUGGAGAGGGAGCGCAGGGAGCCGGAGAAGGCGCCCAGCUGUAAGCAGUGCGGGGCCGUCUCCAAGCUGACCGACGUGCCGGGUUACCGGGUCAACGUGGUGCUCAGCAACCUGCUGGUCAAGUGGUUCCCCGGCCGUUCGCGGGCCGUGCGGCUCCGGCGGGAGGGCAACGAGCUGUACGCCGAGAGGAAGAUGGAAGCGGCUCUGGAGAAGUACAACCAGGCGAUCCUGAUAGCCCCCAGAGACCACAUACUGUUCAGUAAUCGCUCUCAGAUAAACUCCAGUCUGAAGCAUUAUGAGAAGGCCCUGGAAGAUGCUGACUCAGCCUGCAGACUCAUGCCCCACUGGCCUAAGGGUCAUGUACGGAAGGCUCAGGCCCUCGUGUCGCUGGGCAGAACUGAUGAAGCGCUCAGAGAAUACCUGGUCUGUCUCUCCAUCGAGCCUGACAGCAGAUUGGCCAGGAUGGAGGCUCACAAGCUACUUGGGGAUCUCUUGGCUCCAGUUACUGAUCAGGUCCCGAUCAAAGUCUUGGACUACUCCAGUUUACUGACCUCCAGGGCACACGUCAAAAACAGCAUUAUGCAAACGACUUCCCACAUACUUCACACCUCUGCCAUGCCCAUACCUUCCCACGCCACCUCCCAGAGCGCCACUGCUACCUCGAAGCCAUCUCGGUCACUGUCUGGUCCUCAGACCGUCUGCCAGGGUCCGAUGUUCUUGGAGUCCAAGCUUCCCUCCUCGAACCCAGCACUUCUCUGCCCACAACUCCCCGGUGAGAGCUCAGAGAACAGAGAGGUUAAAGGUCAGGGGGAGACAGAGAGCAGGAAGCUGGACUUUGGAUUUGUCCACAAGCGGAAACGAAGGAGCUCCGAGAAAGAAGCGGAAGAGGAGCAGAGGGAUGACCGCAAGAGACGCAAGUGUGAUUCAAUCGAGCACAGUGGCUCGUGGAGUCCCGUGGUUGGUGACCUCUCUGAUCCCACAGAUCUGGAAUGUUCUCUCUGUAUGAGACUCUUUCAUGAGCCAGUGACGACGCCGUGCGGCCACACCUUUUGUCUCCAGUGUCUGGAAAGAUGUCUCGACCACAACCCAAAGUGUCCCCUCUGCAAACAAGAGCUGUCUGAGUACCUAGCCCAUAGGCAGUACUGUAAGACAGUAUUGAUGGAGUACCUCAUAUCUAAGUAUUUCCCCAACGAGCUGAUGGAGAGACAGAAGAUGAACCAGGAGGAGAUGGCUGAGCUCUCCAAUCUGAACAAGAACGUGCCUAUGUUUGUGUGCACCAUGGCCUUCCCCACCGUGCCAUGCCCUCUCCACAUAUUCGAGCCGUGCUACAGACUGAUGAUUCGCCGGUGCAUGGAGACAGGAACCAAGUGUUUUGGCAUGUGUCUCGGAGACAACCACAAAGGGUUCGCGGACUUCGGGUGUCUCCUGGAGAUCCGAAAUGUGGAGUUUUUCUCCGACGGCCGUUCAGUCGUGGACACCAUCGGCAGGCGGAGGUUUAAGGUCAUCCAGCACAGCCAGAGAGACGGCUACAACACUGCUGACAUAGAGUACCUGGAGGACGUCAAGGUGGAGGGCGUGGAGGAGCACGAGCUGCAGUCUCUACAUGAUACGGUGUAUGACCAGGCCUUGCUUUGGGUCAACUCCCUCAAACCGGAGCAGAAGGAGCGCAUCAUGGGACACUUUGGACCCAUGCCUGAGAAAGACUCCGAACCACAGGCCAGUCCUAAUGGUCCAUCAUGGUGCUGGUGGUUGGUGGCGGUCCUUCCGUUAGAGGGCCGGGCCCAGCUGCCGUUCCUGGCUCUCACCUCCCUCAAAGACCGGCUCAGCGGCAUUCGCAGGGUUCUGCUCUUCAUGACCCGCGGCAGGCACCGGUGACGGACGCCCGACCAGCCCUCGACCUCCCAGGAAACGCGGCGGCCUGUCCGGCAUACACCACCAAGCAGGAGCUCAUCGGCUGUCUUUCUUAUCGACGCACAAAGAACUUCCUGUUGCAGCACCUCGCCCUGCCCACUCCCCUCACGGCUUCAACUAAACAGUGACAACAGCAACAGAGUUACCAGUAGCUACUGAAAUAUUGCUUAAACGAAUCAGUACUAUUCAUCCACGCCAUGCUGCCAUGGCGGAGUCCUGCCGACUUGUGCGUUAACCUGCCCCACCCGUUCGAGCAGGCAGCCCCGAAGCAAAAGAUGCAGCAAGUGAGCAAAGAAACCCGUGACGGUGUCCGGAUACUACGACAUCAACCAGCAGAGAGCAUCAAGUAGCAAACAUCCACAUCGCCUCCAAGCAGCAUGUGCGUUUUGCAUCUUGCGUAGCAGCCGAACGACAAAGCGUGCUUUGUACACCCCACCCCCCCCUCCGGAAACUCGACACAAAAUCUACUGUGACUGUUCCGACUAACCCAUCUUAUCUUACAGUCCAAGUCCUCCAACACACACACACACACACUUUUUCAUGUCUUUGCAGGGUGUUUGUCUGUCUGUUGGUGUAAAUGAUUUUUUUUUUUUUUCAAAAAGACCAAAUUAUGAAAAUGCCUUUGUGUGUGAUCCACUCCGUGCAGCUGAGUGGGGCAAUAACGGUCAGCGACACUUACAGAAAGACUUUCAAGCUGGGCAAAUGGAAAAUGUACCGUCAUGCUGGCAAACACACCAGUCCACGUGACCGUCUGCGCAGCAUGCACACGGUCAGCAAACGUAGAUAUUUAGCCAUUCCUAACGCUUACUGUAACAUCCAUAACAAUUGCGACCAUGUUUACAAGUCUGCCAUCUUCCUCCUCUCUCGCCAUCCCUUCUGUUUUGUCUUCCUUCGCCGAGUGGAAAAAUGAUGGACUGAAGCUCAAUGUCACGUUAUCAACAUUUGUUGUGUUGUUUCUUUAUGUUGUUGUGAUUAUUUAUAGCCAUGUGUGCAUGCAGUGACUGUUUACAUUGUGCAGAAGCAGAAGCUGAGCUGCUCCGCAGGCCAGGGGCCUCCUGUCUUACAGCGGCGGUACAGCAGAGGACGGUGGUCACAAAUCUUCUUUACACGCCGAUGGAGAUGUGUGUGUGUGUGUGCAGCACGUGGCUGCUGUGGAAGUGGAACCUUCUACACACAGCUGUGGAGAACCUUCUACACACAGCUGUGGAACCUUCUAUACACAGCUGUGGAGAACCUUCUACACACAACUGUGGAGAACUGUGGAACCUUCUACACACAGCUGUGGAGAACUGUGGAACCUUCUACACACAGCUGUGGAGAACCUUCUACACACAGCUGUGGAACCUUCUAUACACAGCUGUGGAGAACCUACACACAACUGGAGAACUGUGGAACCUUCUACACACAGCUGUGGAGAACCUUCUCCACACAGCUGUGGAGAACUGUGGAACCUUCUACACACAGCUGUGGAGAACCUUCCACACACAGCUGUGGAGAAAUUUCUACACACAGCUGUGGAGAAAUUUCUACACACAGCUGUGGAGAACUGAGUCAGAGCAUCCUCGGUGUCCUCUGAGAGUCCAUCAGUGUCACGUUUCUCAUCACACACUCCACGUGUCAUAGGGAAUGGUGUUCAUUUCAAAGUUAUUACCUCAGCUGAUUUUAAACUAAGGGGUGGUUAGCACUUUAGUUGCUUUCAGUGUCUGUUAGGAUGCUUGCCACAAAAGAAGCUUGAAGCUCUCUUUAACCUUGGUGCAGAAUUUAUACCGUGAGUUUGAGCCUGUUGGGAGGAUACGGACUCACGGACUCUGUGUUGCCCAUUACACAUCCACACAGCAUCCACACAGCAUCCACACAGCAUCCAAACUGUGUGGACCUUGGAAACCAGCUCUGUAAAAACUGGGUUUUAGUGUUUUAUGAAAGACUGUUGUUGGCAUGCUGUGAGCGUCUGCCAUACUUCCAUGGUGCUGGAUGCAGUGCUGGAUGCGGUGCUGGAUGUGGUACUGGAUGUGGUGCUGGAUGUGGUACCGGUGUAAAUGCACACAGAGACCCGUUGGCUGAAGACGUUGUGUCAGCUCGCCUCCCAUCCAGCUCCCAUCCAGAUGUUUGGAGAGCCAAACCAAAUCCCUGGUCAUCCCAUUCCAAAGUGGACAACAGUAAAACUAUGAAGAAUUUCUUGUUUUUUUGUCACAUUACCAUACAAACACUGUAGGAGGCAGUACUGUACAAACUAUUAUUAUAUUUGCUGUGUUUUGUUUUCCUUUUUACCAUAAAAAUACUGUAGUAUUUCUCUAAUGUAUAACGUGUUAUUAUAGUAGUACUAUAAGACACUGUAGUACAUGGCUGUGAGUGUUUGUAUAGUAUUUUGUACUAUAUGUGACGUAAAAACAGGAAAGUGCUGCAGUAGUUUUGUAUUCGACCUGGUUCCACCACGUGGUGUCGUCUCACCAACGUCAAUUUAGGCCGCAGCUAGCGUUCUCCACUGGGAGCACGCCACAGAAUGUGAGGAAGCUGGUGGUUUUGCUGGUCCCGUGGAUGUCGUGGCAGUGAAACGAUGAACCAGACGCGCUGACUCAACCUCUGAUGCUUCACGUCCGCUUAGUUUUAGUCAGUAUUUAUCAUGUGCUUGCCUGCACUCGCGCCCACUUUGAGUCAGUAAGGGAAAUAAACGGGGACAAAGGUUCAUGCUGACUUGGACCGCUGGACAACCUGCUUACCGUCUACCUGGAAUUAUGCUGAACAAAACCUACCAUCCGUGAUGGCUCAUGUAACCUGAAUAGAGAACGUGAGGCCCACCGUCCUGCAGAUCCUGCAGACCCACCGUCCUGCAGGCCCACCAUCCUGCGGAUCCUGUAGAUCCACAGAGACGCAGGUGGAGGGAUGGUGUUGGGCCAGUGCCUUCUGUCCGCAUCACCAUGUCCAUUCCUCUCACGCACCACCUCUCAAGGCUUCUUGGUUUCCACUAAAGCUUGUUUUCUUCCUGCAAAAAGCCAACCUCUCUUUUCUAAAAGUAGAUGAGUCUUACCCAGAGUUGAGGUUUUGCAGUACCAGGACUAUAAAAUGUCCUUUUUUAGAUGUGUAUGAAAUCAGGUAACGAAGAGGAAUCCCUGUUGUGGAAGAGGUUUUUGAGCUUUGCCCUUAAAGAGAUUAUCUAAAAUUGUUUUAUGUCUUAUGAUUUUACACAUGUCAAUGUCCAUCAGGUUGUCUUAUUUAUUUUUUUCUUUUUGAUUUGUUAUAUUUACAAUAUGUCAUGGCAAUCUCCCUUUGUGUGAUGGAAUGGACAUUUUUUGGGGGGGGGGUGACAUUAUAGCACCAGUAACACAGAUUGUCCUGUAUUCGGGCAAAUAAUCCAUGUAAUUCUAAACGUCAGGGGUGGCAGGGGAAAUCUAUUUAAGUGUAACAGAAUAACGUCAUAUUUUCCCUGUGAAAUCGUGUUGUUAUAUUUAUAUUACAUCGAUGCAAUAAUUUGAACUCUCUGCCAUCGUCAAAUGAGAGAAAGAAAAAUAAAUUGUAAUAUGU